Saccostrea echinata is the source of this 1814-nucleotide messenger RNA. Its product is annotated as cell death abnormality protein 1-like. NCBI's taxonomy places the organism in Eukaryota, Metazoa, Mollusca, Bivalvia, Ostreida, Ostreidae. The transcript is spliced from 14 exons. Gene Ontology annotation, molecular function: scavenger receptor activity. The record is from RefSeq and is a predicted model, not a curated record. The coding region runs from base 4 to 1785 and encodes 593 amino acids.
AAGAUGAGCCUCGCACUAAUUCAAUUCCUACAUUUUGCAAUAUGUACUCAGGCCAUUGAAAAUUUAGCUCUUGGAAGACCCGCCUGGCAGAACCAUGACUGGCCAAAUAAAGAAACCGACUGGGGAGCAGCGAAGGCGGUGGAUGGGAAAUAUACUGAUCGUGGAGUGGUAGGAAACCAGUGUACAAUAUCAAAUGACAAACAACAGACAGCAGAGUGGAGAGUGGAUCUAGAAAGAGUGGUCAGCAUCAGUCAAAUCAACAUCUACUACAGGACGGAUAAUGCACCCAGUCCUGGUGCCUACUACGGUCGAUUUGCUGGAUUUUUUCUCUACGUUUCUAAUACCACGGUGAAGGACGAUGGCUAUCUUUGUUUUCAUGAGAUACAAACAGUGGACGGUACACCAACAGAGAACCAGACAAUAAGCUGUCCUGUACAUGGACGUUAUGUUAUAUACUACAACGAGAGGAGACGGGGUGUGACGUAUCCAAGUUAUUACUCUCAAUAUGCGUACAAUGAAUUAUGUGAAUUGGAAGUUUAUGGAUGCCCAGAUCAAAGAUAUUUCGGAGAAUAUUGUGACCAAUUAUGUCCUGAGAACUGUCAGGAGCAAAGAUGUGACAUCACCACAGGAGAAUGUCUGGGUUGUAAACCGGGGUAUCAAGGUCGUAUGUGUAGUCAUUUGUGUGGUAAACAAAUGUACGGCUUGGAGUGUUCUCUAUCAUGUGGUAACUGUAGUGACGGAGAAACCUGUCACCAUGUCAACGGCACGUGUCUUACAGGCUGUAGUGAAGGGGCGGAGGGAGAGACAUGUCAAACUGCCUGCCAACCAGGUUAUUACGGGAAGGACUGUAUACAUGAAUGCAGUGUUAACUGUGGAGUAACCAGACGAUGUAACAGGUAUACUGGAGAGUGUGAGGGAGGAUGCCAACCUGGUUGGAAAGGAAACCUUUGUGAACAAGAAUGUGACGCUGGAAUGCACGGUUCUAACUGCAGUCAGAGAUGUGGAUAUUGUCUUAACAAUACAAAGUGUCACCAUAGUAACGGUUCAUGUUUUGACGGGUGUUCUGCGGGAUACCAUGGAUUGCUCUGUAGCAAAGAGUGUGUUCCUGGUUUCUACGGAAAAGACUGCAGGCGGAAUUGCAGUAAAAGCUGUGGAGUGUCUAAGCGAUGUGACAGAAUCACUGGACAUUGUGAGGGAGGAUGUCAGCCAGGAUGGCAAGGAAUUCAAUGUGAUAAGGAGUGUGGAGUCGGACUUUACGGGGUUAAUUGUAACCAAACCUGUGGCCACUGUUUAAAUGACUCACAAUGCCACUUUGUCAACGGCUCUUGUUUAGAAGGGUGUUCCUCUGGUUACGAAGGAUCUCUUUGUAUGAAAGUUUGUAGACGAUCAUACUGGGGUGAGAAUUGUAAAAGGAAAUGUCACACAGACUGUGUCAACCAGAUAUGUCAUCACGAAUCAGGAGUUUGUGAAACUUAUGUUAAGUCACAGAUGUGUGAAGCUUGUAGCUGUGGCAACACUACUACCAUUAUUAGUAUUAUUGUCUCUGUUUUAAUCGUUAUCUCCGGAAGUGUCUUAAAUUACCUGAUCUGGAAACGAAAUCAGAGUACGAUUGAAAAGUUCUUCAAACAAAAGGAUAAUGUGAAGGAAUUUCCAGCUGUCGAUAUUGCAGAUCAAUACAGUGCGGGAGAUAAAAUAACUUCCCCUUAUGCAGAACUCGGAGAACUCGGCAAACACAACACCUAUGAUGAGCUUCACAUCUAUGAGAAAGCUGAUGAGAAAAUUUGAUACAUUUAUUAAUGGAGAAAAGCUUAUAU